GAAGAACGGAAAUUAACUUCGCGUCCCAGUACAUUGUUGGACGAGUCAUACGGGCAGAAGGGAAUCAUUAUUUCAGAAUGGCCAUUGAUUGGAUUGGAUACGGAUACGCAGCUUCGAUAGCAACAGGGGGUGCAAUUGGUUACAUAAAAGCAGGUAGUAGCAUAUCUCUUUUUGCUGGACUACUCUUUGGGAUUUUGGCAACAUUUGGUGCUUUUCAAAGAUCUCAGGAUCCAAAGAAUGUAUGGGUAUUGCUUGGGACAUAUGGAACUAUGUCAGCUGUAAUGGGAGUGAGAUUUCUGAGCUCAUGGAAAGUAAUGCCAGCAGGGUUGAUAGCUGGAGCAAGUUUACUCAUGAUUUUAAGACUAGGAGUGGGUUUCCUGCAGACAAAGAAAAACGCAUGAAAGAACGGAGCUGCUUUAUUUUUCAGCAGCCAUCCUCAGCUAUUUUGUUUGUUGACAACAUAUUUCUGUAUGUUGAAUAUGUAAAUUGUACAUUUUAAACAUUUUUAAAAAAAAAUCCAUAUUAAAAAACCUAAGUAAAGUUUCUCUUUUAUUAAAAAUUUCUUAGCAAGGUAGUUUUACUGGAAAACGUGCCUUUCCAGUGUUGCCCUGUGUUACACAAGACGCUAAUGAUGUUUAUUUUAGCCUAUAGAGCAUAUUUCAGAUAAUCUUGUCAUGCAACACAAGAAAUAUUCUUUAGUAAUACUGUAUAUUUUGAUGGUCAAAAUUUAACAUAUGCCUAACACAAUUUAACAAACACAUCACAUAUUUUCUUGUUUAAAAAAAAAAAAAAAAAAUCAAAACGAUUCCAAGUAAUAAACCUAUAUGUACAUGUAAUACUUUAGACCUGUUUUAUAAAUGUAAUCAGUAAUGAUGAGAAAUGUUUCUUAAUGUGAUAGUACUUCAUUUUCAGUUAGUCUGUUUGACUGAUAUAAUACUAAAGUAAGUUCACAGCUCAACAGAAGGCCCUAGAGCACAGGUAAGCAGCAGUAUGUCUGAAUGUUUUAUUGUUGGUUACAUGAUUACUCUGACUGUCUAACCUGCUCCAGAAAAGCCCCUGUUCAUUCACAUUAUCAUGUGAUUUGCAGGGCAAUUUCAUGCAUGGGCUUUAACCAAGGAGCAACAAAAAAAAAUAAAAAUGACCAAUUUAA
This is a messenger RNA of Electrophorus electricus (electric eel), 1150 nucleotides long. RefSeq names its product transmembrane protein 14Cb (gene tmem14cb). Lineage: Eukaryota; Metazoa; Chordata; Actinopteri; Gymnotiformes; Gymnotidae. Gene Ontology annotation, cellular component: mitochondrial membrane. Gene Ontology annotation, biological process: regulation of heme biosynthetic process. The record is from RefSeq and is a predicted model, not a curated record.